Argentina anserina (silverweed cinquefoil) is the source of this 2631-nucleotide messenger RNA. Its product is annotated as isoamylase 1, chloroplastic. Gene Ontology annotation, molecular function: hydrolase activity, hydrolyzing O-glycosyl compounds. The record is from RefSeq and is a predicted model, not a curated record. The coding region runs from base 34 to 2412 and encodes 792 amino acids. Lineage: Eukaryota; Viridiplantae; Streptophyta; Magnoliopsida; Rosales; Rosaceae. The transcript is spliced from 18 exons. Gene Ontology annotation, biological process: carbohydrate metabolic process.
CAAACCCUAGAAUCACCGUCAGUUUUUAAACGAAUGGAGCAGCUCGCCACCACCUGGUCCAGUCCUCCCAAGCUCCACCACCGCUUUGCUUCCAAUGCAAGCCUCCAGAACCGACGCUCCGAUCGCCCGCUGCUAGGGUUUCGGAGACGCGCUGCUCCGGUCAAGGCCAGCGACGGAGGAGGAGGAGGAGCGGCCGGGACGACGACGACGACGACUGAGGCCCCGGCGGUCGAGCGGAGGCCGAAACUGCGUCGCUUUCAUGUCUCCGAAGGUCGUCCUAGUCCCUUUGGCGCCACGCCGCGCGACGGCGGCGUUAACUUCGCCGUAUACGCCGGCAAUGCUGUCUCCGCCACUCUCUGUUUGAUCACUCCCGCCGAUUUAGAGCAGGAUAAAGUAACUGAGCAGAUACCUUUGGAUGCCGUGAACAACAAGACUGGAAAUGUGUGGCAUGUUUUUAUAUCUGGAGAUGUCAAAGAUAUUCUAUACGGAUAUAAAUUCGACGGCAAGUUUUCUCCAGAGGAGGGGCAUUACUAUGAUGCUUCCAAGAUUGUAUUGGAUCCUUAUGCCAAGGCAGUUAUACGCAGAGGUGAAUUUGGGAGUAUAGGUUCCGAUGGUAAUUGCUGGCCUCAAAUGGCCUGCAUUGUACCGUCUUUUGAUGAUAAGUUCAACUGGGAAGGAGACUUACCUCUGCAUUAUCCAGAAAAAGAUCUUAUCAUAUAUGAAAUGCAUGUGCGAGGUUUUACAAGGCAUGAAUCGAGCAUGACUGAACUGCCUGGUACAUACCUUGGUUUGGUGGAGAAGCUUGAUCACUUAAAGGAACUUGGGAUCAACUGUAUUGAGUUAAUGCCAUGUCAUGAGUUCAAUGAACUGGAGUACUUUGGUUACAAUUCUGUCUUGGGUGACUACAAGUUAAAUUAUUGGGGAUAUUCGACUAUCAAUUUUUUUUCACCAAUGAUAAGAUAUUCAUCUGCCGGCACACGUAAUUGUGGCCGUGAUGCAAUAAAUGAAGUCAAGUUUCUUGUAAAAGAAGCUCAUAGACGUGGAAUUGAGGUGAUCAUGGAUGUUGUUUUCAAUCACACAGCUGAAGGGAAUGAAAAAGGUCCCAUUUUAUCUUUUAGAGGUGCUGACAACAGUGUCUAUUACAUGCUCGCACCUAAGGGAGAAUUUUAUAAUUAUUCAGGGUGCGGUAACACAUUCAAUUGCAACCAUCCUGUUGUACGACAAUUCAUAGUAGAUUGCUUGAGAUAUUGGGUAACCGAGAUGCACGUGGAUGGGUUCCGCUUUGAUCUUGCUUCAAUUAUGACCAGGGGUACCAGUCUCUGGGAUUCAAGUAAUGUAUACGGGAGUCUGAUAGAAGGUGACUUGUUGACAACUGGAACCCCUCUUCCUAGCCCUCCAUUGAUCAACAUGAUCAGUAAUGACCCAAUACUUCAUGGAGUGAAGCUGAUAGCUGAAGCUUGGGAUGCAGGAGGGUUGUACCAACUUGGCAUGUUUCCUCACUGGGGUAAUUGGUCAGAAUGGAAUGGGAAGUAUCGUGACACAGUGCGGCAGUUUAUCAAGGGUACAGAUGGCUUUUCUGGGGCUUUGGCCGAAUGCCUUUGUGGGAGCCCUAAUUUGUACCAGAAAGGAGGAGGGAGACCAUGGAACAGUGUCAAUUUUAUUUGUUCACAUGAUGGUUUUACUUUAGCUGAUUUAGUUACCUAUAACAACAAACAUAAUUUGGCGAAUGGAGAAGACAACAAAGACGGAGAGAAUCAUAAUAAUAGCUGGAACUGUGGACAGGAGGGUGAAUUCGCAAGCAUUUCGGUGAGGAAACUGAGGAAACGACAAAUGCGGAAUUUUUUUGUCUGCCUCAUGGUUUCCCAAGGUGUUCCAAUGAUAUAUAUGGGCGAUGAAUACGGUCAUACAAAAGGGGGUAACAACAACACAUAUUGCCAUGAUAAUUAUAUUAAUUAUUUCCGGUGGGAUAAGAAGGAAGAGUCUUCAUCGGAUUUUUUCAGAUUUUGCUGUCUUAUGACCAAAUUCCGCCAGGAAUGUGAGUCACUUGGUUUGAAUGACUUCCCAACAGCAGGGAGGCUGCAGUGGCAUGGUCUUGCUCCUGGAGUGCCAGACUGGUCAGAAACAAGCCGCUUUGUAGCCUUUACUCUGGUUGACUCGGUGAAAAGAGAGCUCUACAUCGCCUUUAAUGCCAGUCAUUUACCAAUGAAUGUUUCACUGCCAGAGAGGCCUGGAUACAGAUGGGAACCCUUGGUAGACACCAGCAAGCCUCCACCCUUUGACUUCCUAUCUAGUGACGUCCCCCAAAGAGAUAUUGCAGUAAAACAGUAUGCUCACUUUCUUGAUGCCAAUCUUUAUCCAAUGCUAAGUUAUUCUUCAAUCAUCCUUUUGCUCGCUGCAGUCGAAGAUGCUUAGCGAUGCCAACGUGUGGCUCAAAGUACCGAGUGUCUGAUAUUGCCGCAAAAUAUAUUACCUCACCCCUCUAAAAUUUACAUAGAGGCAGUACAUAAUAGAGUUGCAGGUAACAGAUGUUAUGGAAAUAGGUCACACCAUUGUUGAAAAUGGAAAUCAUCUUCGGGUUCUGGACUCUAGAACAAUAAAGAUGAAUAAAUCUUCUUGUUCACGCCUUGUAAA